Vigna umbellata (rice bean) is the source of this 1691-nucleotide messenger RNA. The record is from RefSeq and is a predicted model, not a curated record. NCBI's taxonomy places the organism in Eukaryota, Viridiplantae, Streptophyta, Magnoliopsida, Fabales, Fabaceae.
AUGGCUCUGCCUCAUAAGUCUCUACAGAUGCCAGACUCUGUGCUGGUCUUCUUUCCCUACGAGGACGUUGUGGAGGAACUGGCUGAGCUGCCUCCUCUCCUCCACAAUAUUGUCUAUAAUAGGCUUCAUCAAUGGAUUUCCUCGGCCUCUCCAAUGGCGGAGCAGAAGUAUCCACCCCAGCUAUCUUGCACAGUGUUUUGUGUUUCAGAGAAAUUGAGAUGGCCUGUUCUGGUGAUAGCCAUUCUUGCUGCAGUUGUGGGAAGCCAAUCCAUCAUCACUGGAACUUUCUCAAUCAUCAGGCAAUGCUCUGCAUUGAGUUGCUUCCCUAGAGUAAAAGUGGUUCACACUUCAUCCAAAAUCCAUGGACAAGUAUAUAUCCCUGAGAUCAAUUGGUUGUUGAUGCUCUUGUGUUUGGCUGUAACUGUUGGCUUCAGAGACACAAAGCUUAUGGGUAAUGCAUCAGGUUUGGCAGUUGUCUCAGUGAUGCUAGUCACCUCUUGUUUGAUGUCAGUGGUUAUCGUAAUCUGCUGGCACAAGAAUGUUCUGCUUGCAGUUGGGUUUGUUCUCUUUUUUGGCUCCAUUGAGGCUCUCUUCUUCUCAGCUUCUGUGAUGAAGUUCUUUGAAGGAGCAUGGGUGCCAGUUGCUUUGGCAUUUGUGUUUCUUUCUGUGAUGUGUGUGUGGCACUAUGGCACUCUCAAAAAGUAUGAAUUUGAUGUUCAAAACAAGGUUUCAAUCAGCUGGUUACUCAGCCUUGGCCCUAGCUUAGGCUUUGCAAGAGUACGUGGGAUUGGCCUUGUGCACACUGAACUAGUAUCUGGAAUUCCUGCUAUUUUCUCCCACUUUGUGACCAACCUACCAGCAUUCCACCAAGUCCUUGUUUUCCUAUGCAUCAAGCAUGUGCCAGUUCCACAUGUUAGAGGCGAGGAAAGGUUUCUAGUUGGUCGUGUAGGUCCGAGAGAUUUCAGAAUCUACAGGUGCAUAGUGAGAUAUGGAUACCAUGAUGUCCACAAAGAUGAUAAUGAGUUUGAAAAAGACCUUGUGUGCAGCAUAGCAAAGUUCAUACAAGCAGGAAGUGGUGGAUGCAACUCUUCAAAUGAUGAGGUUGAAAAGGGUGGAAACAUGACAGUGGUUGGAAGCUGUUCUACUAGCCACUCCCUGUUGGUGAGUGAGAAAGAUGAGGUUGAUGUGGAGUUGGAUGAGAGCUCAGAAUCAGAGAAGGUGAUGAAACGAAAGAAAAGGGUGAGAUUCAUUGUGCCUGAGAGUUCAAAGAUUGAUACUGCUGCAAUAGAGGAGUUGAAAGAGCUUAUGGAAGCUAGGGAAGUUGGAGUGGCCUACAUUUUAGGACAGUCCUACAUGAGAGUUAAAGCAGGGUCCAGCAUGCUGAAGAAGUUGGUUAUAAAUUUUGGGUAUGAAUUCUUGAGGAAAAAUAGCAGGGAGCCUUCCUCUCUACUUAGUGCUCCUCAUGCAUCAUCUUUGGAAGUUGGGAUGAUGUAUCAUGUUUAAUCUUUUGUUAAGCAAAUGAUUUAGAGUAAGUAAUCAUGUACAUGUUAUAAUCUUUUAUGCAUAUAUAGUGAAAGAGCCAUCACUUAAUCUGCUGUACAAAUCUUCACUUUCUUUUUUCCAUAUCACAACCUCACGCCUUUUUCUCAUAUCAACCUUAUAUAUCAAAUUAACUCAAAGAUAUUCAAUUU